Lemur catta (Ring-tailed lemur) is the source of this 2699-nucleotide messenger RNA. RefSeq names its product leucine-rich repeat-containing protein 37A3-like. The coding region runs from base 823 to 1335 and encodes 170 amino acids. Lineage: Eukaryota; Metazoa; Chordata; Mammalia; Primates; Lemuridae. The transcript is spliced from 4 exons. The record is from RefSeq and is a predicted model, not a curated record.
CCUGAGCUCAAACGAUCCACUCACCUCAGCCUCCCAGAGAGCUAGGAUUACAGGCGUGAGCCACCACGCCAGGCCGAGUAGAGUUAACCUAAAGACAGAUUUCCUUCUCUUCCUUCCCAUUUCUUUUGUUUUAUUUUUGUUUAUUUGUUUCUUUGUUUGCUUUAAAGAAUUGAAAAGGAAAUCUGUUCCAGCAGUUUGGAAUAAAAUUUACAUCAAAAAAUGAAUUUAUUCAUGUUACUGAUAUUUAAACACAAUAUUAUUUGUCAAUGAACAUUUAUUAAAUACCUAGUAAAUUUCAGGCACUGUGCCAGGCACGGGUAUGACAAUGACAAUAAGGUGUGGUCCCUGCUGUCAAGGAGCUGACAGUCCAGGAGACUGACAAGUGAACAGGUGAUUACGUGCAAAGUAACCAAGGCUGUGAUGUGAUACAAGAAUACCAGUGUGAGUAUGUGAUGAGAGUUCCCUUCUCUUAGAUUUAUCUCUUUUUCUUUAGCUCUAAAGCCAAGGAUUUGGUCCACAUUUUUCUUAACUGUGUGUAUUAAACCAUGAUUUUUUUAAUUUCUAGAGAUGAAAGGCAAGCACCUCGAAUUAUGGAGGAUAAUUGGCAUAUUUGUUCCUUGCUAUCCACUUUUUUUUUCCUAUUUUUUCUCUUUCUCGUCUCCAUUUUAUCUUUUAGAAAUGUGGGUAGUUCCCAAAGGAAGAGUGUUUUACAGAGUCUAAGGGUGAUUUAUAGGUAAAGACAGAAAAUGAUUUUUUUUUACCUACAAGUUUCAUACUAAAAAAUGAAUAUCAACUUUUCAUGUAGUCUCGUGCGCACGGAAAAUGCAGGUAAUUUUAAUUCCAUUGCAUUUUUUCAGAAUUCUCAAUCAAAAUCCUCUGGCCACUGUUGAAGAUUCAUAUCUUUAUAAAUUGCCAGCAUUAAAAUAUCUAGACGUGGGAACAACACAAGUCUCACUUACAACAAUUGAGAACAUCCUCAUGGAAACUCUUGAGUUGGAAAAACUGAUCUUACCUAGCCGUCUGGCCUGCUGCCUCUGCCAAUUUAAAAGUAAUAUUGAGACUGUCUGCAAGACAGUGAAGCUACAGUGUGAGAAUUCAUGUCUGACAAGCACCACAGAUUGUCGUGAAGAAGCAUCUCUAGGGAAUACAGAAGGAUCGCUCAUGAAGGUAUUACAAGCCCGAAAGAAGCACACCAGCACUGAGCUGACUAUUGAGCCAGAGGCACCCUCGGAUAAACAUGGCAUCAGCUUGUCAGGCUUCACGAACGAGCCGCUGGGCUUCAAUGAUGAAAGCGAUGUUAUUAGUGCACUAAAUUACAUAUUGCCUUACUUCUGAGAGGGAAAUCUAGAAGAUUCUAGAAGGGAAAUCUAGAUCCAUUCUGACUUGGAUACUUUCACUUCUUGCUGCUCACUGAGAAGCUUCAUCAGGAGGCCUGUUCUAGCGAUGAGCUUGGCACAGGCCAAGUGCACAUGGCUCUCAGAACAGUCCAUUUUCAAAGUCCGGAUGACGUGAACAAUGAGCCUUCGCAUGUCGUUAUUGAGUAUGCAGGAUUGUAGCUGCUGGUUUAGCUGCAUUUCAAACUGAUCACCUGGGGAUGAGCUCACGGGAUAAUUAAAGUCGUGGGGCAUGGGGGUGAAGUCAGUGCCGGUGUUGUGGUAAUCCCACUGGGUGUCGCUGGCUUCUUUAACCGUUGGCAUUAUGUUGAAUGCAGGCCCAGUGGACCCUGCAGUGGAAGGAUUCUCAUAGGUUGUGCUUUCAGGGACAGCUUCUUCGGGCACAGCAGUGCUUCCUACAGAAAUCUUUGCUUAAAAGUAAUUCCUUCAGGGGAUGUACCAAUGUGUUCUGUAGAAACUUCUGAAAGGGAAAAUAACUCUGGAAAAGGAUUCUCCUGAUGACUCGGGUCUCCUGAAGAUGAAAAAGCUUCACGUGAAGGGGAAUUGAUGAGGCUCCUGACUGGAGAGAACAGAGGCCUGUUUGCAAACACCAGUCUUUUGAGCAAACUUUCCGUUUUGACCUCUUGACUUAGUUUGCCCUUGGGUGUCCCAUGGGCCACAUGGGAAUGAGUUUUACGAAAGUGGUAUUUUAUUCUGGAGUGUACAAUUGGCUUAGCAGCCUUCAUACUUUUCAUUUUAGCAUUUGGGUCUUCGAAACAAAAAUGGUGUCGGUCAAGCCUUUUGAUCUGUUUUUAACCUUAGGUGGGGGUUUUGCAGUGGUGGGAGCAGCAGGCACGCCCACAGAGCCCUGUUUCAGUAAAGAAGAGACAGCUGCCUUAUGCUCCUGCGUGAACGAAGGCUUGGUGUGCAAGGAGCUUCCCACAAACUUCUUGGGGCUCUGCACCCCGGGAAGCUGUUCCAGUUCACUGGGGACUGGUCUCCCAAGCCUUCUGGCUUCGGCAAUUUCCUUUGCAACUGGCCAGGCACUCUGUUUCCUCCUGAUUCUCUCCUCUUCUAAGAGUUUUUCCUUAUGCACUUGGGCCCCUUGAGGACUAUCUUCAUCCUCUGCCGCCUUUUUCCUGUACCCUCAGUCUCUGCCAGGCUGUUUUCCUGUGGUUGCGCGGUUUCCAAUAUUUUAGGAAAGAUUUGGCAUUUAAAUUUGGGACCUAAACGGCUGGACUGCAUAAGCAUGGUAGCUUUUUCUUUCUUUUUAACCUUAUCAAUCUUUUCUUGAAUUUCUGCAUGUAAUAAAUUUUUCAGAAAAUA